GUUUAGAAACUUUGGUUUGAAUUUUGGGUGAUGCUAGGCGUUAGCUACUGUUAGCUAGCUUCCUAGUUAGCUACCUACCAGGCUAAUGCGGCUAUAGCACACCCCUUGUGGAAACAAUGUGGCUAGAUAAACUAACACAUCUAUUGUCUAGAAUAAAAUGUAUAUGUUUUGGGUAUAGCUUGAGAACGUGGUCCCACGUGCAUGAUGUGGAUUUCAGUCCAGUGCAAUUUGGGAAAACCAACCUUGUUGGGUCGCUUCUUCAUCUCCUGGACUUUCGUCUUGAAUUCAGGCUCCUCUUUCAGGUUCAAAGCAAACAAAGCUUUAGCCAGCUUAAUAGCCGCUGGUGCCUUAGUUUCUCUCAUGGCACUUAUUUGACUAUUUUUACAUAAAUAAAACGAAUCGCGAGACAGAAAACACGUUUUCUUCUUCCAGACGUCCUUAACACACGUGACUAGACUCAACAAAUAAAUCUGAGACAGCGUCAUAUAUCGUUUUGGAGGUAUCAAGACAGCAAGCCUUAUCUUGACCACAAAAAUAAUAUUAUUCACAAGAACUAAUGAUGAAAGUUUGGAAAAUAGUGAGUACCGAAAAAGAUUUUCAAUAUCACUUUGAAUAAAAUGUAUAUCAUAUGAGAAGUGUAAUGUUUAUGGAAAUCCAUGGCAUCAGAUUCAACUGUUGCCAAGGGAGGGUAUAGCAUUAGGAGGAGUGUGUGUGUCAGAGGGAGAGAGAGGAGGGGUCGUUGGAGUGGGUCUCUACUAAAUUAAUGUGGUCACACAGUAAAUUCAGAACAGUGAGGGCAGUGGCUUUAAAAACUGAUAUGGCAACAAAAAUCAUCUACUUUACUGUGAAUGGAAGACCAGAGCAGGCAGAGUUUCCAGUGGAUUGCCCUGCCCAGGAUGUCAAAGAUCUGUUCCGCUCUGCAGCUGAGGCAGGACCCCAUGACAUUCUGAAGCUGUACAACCCUAAGGGCAACAUCAUCAACAUCUCCCCGCGCCUGGAGCCCAACAGUCCUAACUCCUGUUAUAAGCUAGAGGUGGUGGCUGCUGACUGCAACAGUGAGCCUUUAGGUGUGGAACUUGCUGUGGCACUAGGAUUUGACCUCUCCUCCAUGGAGAAAAGACUGCAGGGCUUGGAGAAGAAGAUCCUGAUCGAGGCUGGUGAGACUCCUGCAGUCGUGUAUGAGAUGAAGAGACAGGUUGAGUCAUUCCGGGAGAAACUUGAGAGUGUUGAACAUCUCAGCUGGCUGGGCCUAUUCAAAGAGCUAUCUGAGGGAACACAGAAGCCCUCUCCUUUCUACCACAAGAGAACGCUGCGCAAGACCAGAGAGGAAUGUGAACAUGUACGGGAAAAGUUCCUGCAGAUGAGUUCCCUGGAGGUUUCAGAGGAAGUGAGACAGUACCUCAAGACCCCAACUUUUGACAACUGGCAGUGGGAGGAUGCAGAGAUCAUGGUUCUACUGCAGGUCAUGUACACAGACCUGGACUUCAUUGCCACCUUUAACAUUGAGCCUGAGGUGCUGCACCAGUUCCUGUAUGAGGUGUACAAACGCUACAACAACAUCCCCUUCCACAACUUCAAACACUGCUUCUGUGUCACCCAGAUGAUGUAUGGGCUGAUCUGGCUGACGGACCUGAAAAGUAAGAUUGACAGCAUUGACCUGCUCACCAUGCUGACCUCCGCAGCCUGUCACGACCUUGAUCACACGGGAUACAACAAUGCUUACCAGAUAAAUGCUCGUACAGAACUGGCCCUGCGCUACAAUGACAUUUCCCCCCUUGAGAAUCACCACUGUGCUGUGGCUUUUGAGAUCCUGGAGAAGAAUGAAAACAACAUUUUCAGAAAUCUGACAACUGAACAGUAUAAACGGAUAAGAGAGGGCAUAAUCAAAUGUAUCCUGGCCACUGAUAUGACGAGACAUAACGAGAUCCUGAACAAGUUCAAGUCCAUCCUGCCUGUCUUUGACUUCAGCAACAAGGACCACAGAGACGUGCUGAUGAUGAUCAUGAUCAAAGUGAGUGACAUCUCCAACGAAGCACGGCCUAUGGAUGUGGCUGAGCCCUGGUUAGACUGCCUCCUGCAGGAGUUCUACAACCAGAGUGACAUGGAGAAGCUGGAGGGUCUUCCUGUCACCCCGUUCAUGGACAGGGACAAGGUGACCAAGCCGUCCUCUCAGACAGGCUUCAUUGGCUUCGUCCUCUUACCCCUCUUCAUUGAGCUGGCUAACCUUUUCCCCUGCCUGGAGCAGCACAUCAUAGACCCGGUGCGUAAGGCCCUGGACUACUACACAGAGAUGGAGAAAGCCCUAGAGAGAGAGAAACUGAUCCGAGCACAGAGCGACAAGGCAGCUGCAGCCAAGAACAAGGAUACUACACCUCAGAACUUACAGAACCCUCAGAAAACAGCAGAUAGUCUGUCAGAGGCUGGGAAUGCCUUGAAACCACCCACUCUGUGAUGGCCUGCUGAUAGGGUAGUCUACAGAAUAACCAGGAGUAACCAACCACACAAUGGAUAGGACAUUGCUGUAACAUUACUGACUGUGUCACAAAUAGGGCUUUGUGUUGUGUGAAUUGAAGCACUUAUAUGGUUCCUUUGGUCUUUGUAGAGACAAGGUAUUCACUAUGUCGUGUUACAGGAGUUGUCUGCUGUGUUUUGCUACAUAAAUGUUUUUCACUGCAUAUAUUCAGUUUUUCAAAAUAUUUGCAUAGGAAUAGUGGUUAAUUACACAAUAUGACAUACAAGACAUACGAAGAAUCAGUGUGCAGUUUUGUUUUUUUAUUAGUGAUAUGCUUAAACGAAAGACCAGAAGUGCUAUUGUCUAAUUGAAAAAUAGGGAUAAAGCUUAGUGGAUUUGUCUUCACUGAAAAUCUUGACUAUGGUUGCCAUCUAGUGGAUAUGGAUGUUUUUCAUAUUGAUAAUGUAUUAAAAGGUCAGAAAUAACAGAUAUGAUAUGAAAUAUGUUUUUGCAUGUAUUGUACUUUUAGAUUUUUAAGUGUUCUACUUAGAGAUAAAUAAAUGAACACAACAAACAAACA
Messenger RNA from Salmo salar (Atlantic salmon), 3032 nucleotides. RefSeq names its product high affinity cGMP-specific 3',5'-cyclic phosphodiesterase 9A. NCBI's taxonomy places the organism in Eukaryota, Metazoa, Chordata, Actinopteri, Salmoniformes, Salmonidae. The record is from RefSeq and is a predicted model, not a curated record. Gene Ontology annotation, biological process: signal transduction. Gene Ontology annotation, molecular function: 3',5'-cyclic-nucleotide phosphodiesterase activity.